This is a messenger RNA of Mytilus trossulus (common blue mussel), 796 nucleotides long. RefSeq lists its product as uncharacterized. The transcript is spliced from 4 exons. The record is from RefSeq and is a predicted model, not a curated record. Bases 321 to 647 code for a protein of 108 amino acids. Lineage: Eukaryota; Metazoa; Mollusca; Bivalvia; Mytilida; Mytilidae.
CGAAUAAUGAGUCACCAGCAACGCACAUAUUGAUUAAAGUCUUCCUUUCAUAUUAUUGCUUUGUAAGAGUAUUAAGAUCUACGUAGUUACAAAAACAAAAGAAAAAAACAAAGGAAUUUGUCAGAAGGAAGAUUUAAAGUUGUCAAUCAUGUUAAUUCGUAACUUUCAGUACAACGACCAAACAGGACACACCAUUCAACUUAAUUUGACAACACUCAUGUACAACUGUAUAAAAGCUGCGAACACACUUAUCAUUUGAAGGAUUUACACAGAGUCAAAACUGUUUGUAUUUACUAUUAAGCAGAGAAUACACAAUCAUUAUGAAGAUAUCUAAAUGUUUAGUUCUGUUGGUAGUGUUGGUGUCUGUUGGAGCCAACAAGGCAAAUGACGAAAUGACCAAAGACAGCAUGUAUAUACAUACGCUUGUAAAAAGAGCUCCAGUAUGUGGGUAUACAAGUUGCCCACAUAUUCCCUGCUGUAAUGGUUAUAGCUGCAUUUCUGGACUGUGUAAAAUUUGUGUAGGGAGAGAUUGCAAUUCAAAGAAUGACUGCUGUAAUGGAUUUACUUGUUCCUACAAUAAAUGUAGAUCAGGAAGUGCAGGUGGCGGUAUAAGACCUGGUAUCGAUUCCAAGAUACAGCAUCACUAGUCACGUUGUGUGUUACCGUCAUUGUGAUCUUAAUAUCAUCCGAAAAGUCUGAGGAAUUACAAACAAAUGCAACGAUUGUCAGUCUUUGACUAAUCAGACUUGAAAUACAGACAAUGCAUUACUGUUUAGUAAGUUUGCUUUUAGUUUAU